UGGGCUUUUUCCGCUUACCCUGGCCCUAUCCGCUGCGUGCGGAUUUGGGGUUAGGUUGAUACUGGAAUUGCUCGCCGAGGAAAGCUAAAGUUUUGACAGGGACGUGAUCACAAACAUGUUGACGCUACAGGCUGAAAGGGAUGGGGCUCAAAGACCUGCCCAGUGGGCAUGGUGACUGCGUGCUUACGUCACCAGGCUCCGUCUGCACUGGACUCGCAUGGAGCUGAGAGAGCACAUAUCAGAAUGCCAGAGAUAAUGAAGAAGCAGACCCCAGCCCACAAACCUCAGCGGAAGAAGAACAAGGAAAGUCACAAUGCAGUUGAGAGACAUCGGAAGAAGAAAAUUAAUGCUGGAAUCAACCGCAUUGGAGAACUGCUGCCUUGCUCACCAGCCCUGAAGCAGAGUAAAAAUAUGAUUUUGGACCAGGCUCUUCGCUACAUCAUACAGCUCAAGCAGCAGAACGACAUUCUUCUGCUCAAUGGAGGUGACAGAGUGCAAGCGGAGGAGAUUUGUCGUUUGCGGCGGCAGUUGGAGGAGCUACGUAAGGAGAGCGCUCACUACAUGGAGCUGUUAAAGGUCAAUGGCAUCAGCUUCCUCAAUGACCCUACUGUGCAUUGGAAGGGCAAGCUGCGCUGUGCCAAGGUGGCUAAAGUCACGCCCACGCACCUUGUGCCUGACGGCAUUAUCGUCUACUCCAAUGGAAAUGUGUUGUGUCCAGCUGCAGAGGACCAGUCUACCACAAGUCCUACCCAGGAUGUGAGGAAGCAACCAGCGGAGGCCUUAGUGAUCCAGUCUCACUGUGACAUUAUGGCAGGUGUAGGACCAAAAGUGUGCCAAAAUGGGUCUAUGCUACAGGAUGCGCCUGCCUCUUCGGCUCCGCAGGUCCUGCUUGGGGCCAGUCUUGCCCCCCCAGUAUGCACACCUGGUGUCAGGUUGGUGGAGCAGCAGCCAGCUGAGGCGCAUCCUGCCACAAAGCUGGCCCCUUCCCUGUCCUACAUCACCUUUCAGGGUCCAUGCCCCCUCCCUACAAACAGCAGCACUAUGCAGCCCCCUGCAUCAACUUCCACACCAACACCAAGCCCUGCAGCUUUAACCAGCCAGCCUACACCCCUCUCCCUCCCCCAGGCCCCGUUUCAUACACAGGCUGCUAUAGCAAAUUCCCCCAGUCCCCCUAUAUCUGUGAGCUCCAUGCUGAGCAGAAGCGUACCCUCACCAACCGGUGCCCCUCUGGCCUUCCAGAUCAGUAUGGCGGGGAGCACUCAGACCACGUGGACCACUCUGCAGCUCGGUGGGAACUCCCAGCCUGUCUGUCACCCGGCCCUCACCCCCACCCCCAGUAUCAACAGCUCCACUGUGUCUUAUAGUGGACAGCAAGGGCCAUCCACAUGCUUCCCUGUUGCAAAGUCUUCAGUUCAGCCUGUCCUUGCUCCUCCCCAAAUCCAAGCACAGGCCCUUGCUCCACCCAUACCCCCCCCACCACAAUCCCAGUCUGCUUUUCCACCUCUGCUGCAGGUGUUGCAUAUGAGUAGCAGCCAGUCCCCUGCUGUCCCCCAGACCCCCAACAAACCCAACGUGUUCAUCCUGCAGCCAGUUAAUCCUUGCCAACCAAUGGCUACAGCUAGGAGCAGCCUGCCCAGUCAGAACCCAUGUCAGCAUAUUGUCAUAAUUCAAGCACCCAAUCAGAACCCUGUUCCACCAACCUCCCAGGGCAACACAGGGCCAGCUACAGUUUCUACAAGUGAUCAGACUAGCACUUCCAGUGUGGUGGCCAGUGGCGGAAGUGGCGUACAGACUGUGGGGGGGAAGCAGCUUGUGCACAUCUUACCCCGGCCAAUGACAUCUACACAGAAAUCCCAGACAGUCACAGUAAGCGGGCAGGUGUUUUCCUUGCAGGCUAUGAAACCUCCUGGUGGGGCGGCAGCUCAGCCCUCACUGCAGAUCGUCCAGCCUACUACCAAGGAGGAUCCUAAUGUCAACAUUACCCUGCACUCUCUGGGGGCCCUGGCCAAUCUCAAUCAGAGCAUCUCAAAUGUCCCCACCCAGAGCCAGGCCCAGCCCCCUGCAGCUGCACAGCCUGCUCUGCCCGUUACCACAGAAACUGUGAACUGCAGCUCCUCUGCUGGGCUCACAAGAUCUGCCCCUUUGGCUUUAGCGCCGAUAGGUGGCACCACUACUAUUCUUCUUAAGGCUUGCGUCCCACCCAGAACCAAACGCACAGGCAGCAAGAAGGCCAGUACAGGCCAGAGGUCUAUAUCUAAACAGGGAGGCCCUGCCCUUCAGAUCAACACUGAGCCUGCCGAGAAACAACCACCUACCAUUACAACAAAGACUGGGGAAAUUUCCAUGUUCCCAACUACAGAACUGGCUACACUCUCAAAGAUGUCCUCUCUAGCCUCCAGGGUCACAGAACCCUCCCACACUGCCACGGAUAUUACAGUCAGUUCAUCAGUAGCUGGACCCACACUGAGCACCAUCUUUUCUCCAGUUGUAGGACCCACAAUGUGUAGUGCUAACUCCACAGUAAGUUGUGUUAGUUCUAUAGCUACUAAUGCCAUAUCGAAAGUAACUGGACCCACAGCAAUUUGUGGCACCUCCACAGUGACUGAACCCACUGUAGCAAGUGUUACUUCCACAAUGACUGGACCUAUAGCCACAACUGUCAGUUCCACAAUGACUGCACCUAUAGCCACUAGUAUCUGUUCCACAGUGGCAGGAUCAAUAAUUAGUACUGUCAGUUCCAUAGUCACUAAUGUCAGUUCCACAGUAGUUGGACCUAGAGUAAGUAGUAGUAGUUCCACAGCCACUAUUGUCAGAGCCACAGAGACUGUCCCCACAGCCAAUAGUGUUACUUCAACACAGACUAGACCCAUAGCCACUAGUGUCAGUUUCACAGUGACUGGACCCACAGCAAGUGGUGUCAGUAUCUCAGCUAGCAGUGUUGGUACGACAGGCCAUACCAUAACACCUUCUCCACAGGUUGCUUUUGUGACAGCUGAGUCCAGUCGGCCAGCAGACCUCCAGAAUUCCCUGUCCGCCUCCCUGCCCCUCACACCAUCCACUUCUGUCUCAGCCUCGCCCUCUGUGACAACCCCCCUCUCUCACAUGUCAGAGUGCAGGAGGCCCCCAUCUCACCAGCAUGACCCUGCACUUUCCACCAUUGCACCUGACUCCACCCUUAUGGAAGCCAAAACCAGCAAACUGGAUAUGGAGAGGGAUCUAGGGGAUGCGGACUUGGGAGGACAUGCCCUUCCCAGGAAGGAUCCUUCCUCACUGCAGCAGGUGUGUGUGCUGGAGCAGGAUGCAUUGGGACAGUCCCUGGGCUCUAGCAGCUGUGGGGGCAGUCGGGGGUUCUCCAUCGCAUCCAUGCUCCCAAUGGGUCAUGUGGCCAGCACUUCAUCCUCUGCUUUUGGAACCUUCACCUUCACGUCUGAGCAAGCAGAGAUCCUUGCCCUGGCUGCGAGGGCCUUCUUUGAGCAAGAUGGCCCUGGCACAAGCAGGGGGAGUGGCUGCAGCUCACAUACCCCUGCUCCUACUGGCUGGGAUGUGCCCAAACUCCCACAGAGCUCCCAUCGCAAGGACAGGGCCUCUGGAUCACAGGCAAAGAACACUUCUCUGAUGGGGCCCAGCCUUCUGGUGCCUCUCGGAGUUCAGCCUGCGGUGGGUACCACAAGCGGACCAGUUGGAUCCAGGAACCCUCUGUCCCUGUCCUAUACCUCAUCACCACGCUCUCAAUCUCAACCUUCCCAUUCACAGCCCACUCAGUUGCAGCCCACCCAGUCACAGACGCAACCCACUCAGUCACAGCCUACGCUGUCACAGGCAACGCAGUUGCAGGCCUCUACUGUGGGCAGUCUCAGUGUUAAUAAUCUGAUCAGGCCACUCAGUUCUGGACAGCAGCCCUACACCUGCUCCCCCAGCCAUACCCAGCAGGGCUCUGUCCCAUCACCGAUAGCAACUGCUGUCCCUGUGGUGCAGUCCUCGGCCCCCCUGCUCCCACCAUGUUCUGAGUACACACCACUGAAGAACGCCCUUAUGAGGCCACAUGGGACAGAGCACCACAUGAAGGACAUGUCCAAGCGCCCUGCCCCUGAUGACACCCUACUCCCCAGUAGCAAACGCCCAAAAACCUCCUCUGUCCCCAAUAUGGGUCAAAUGGACAUGAAGGCUGCACCCACUGACCACACCCAGAUGAUGGUCAGCUGUAGUAGCAGUAGCUCCUCUAAUUCUGUUGGGCGGGGUUAUCCUUCUGAUGGGCUCAGUGGCCUUUUCCCGGGCAAUAGCUUCAUGAGCUCCAUGCUGAAACCAGUAGACGGGCACUGUGCCCCUCAAGGAACUUCCCAUCAGCAGAGUCACUCCCAGCACAUCCCCCACCCACCUGGGCACCAUCUGCCGAUGGGUAACCCCUACCUGAAGCAGCAGCAGCAGCAGCAGCAGCAGCAACACGGCCAGAGACUUCACCUUUAUCAGCUACAGCAUCACUUGACACAGCAAGACCCAACACAAUUCCACAGCGUCCAUCAAAGGACAUUGCAGCAGGAUCAGCACAGUCAGAAGAAACGGGGCUUGGUGCAGGGUGGGCAACCAGGGGGCCCUAUGGGUCUACCACAGAAAGCACACCAUGUGGACAAGGGCAGAGAGCAGCAGCAACAACAUCAACAGCAACAUCAGCAGCAGAGUUCCCACUCACGACACCAGCACAUUCAGCACAUCCAGCAGCAGCAGUUUGGUGUUCGUCCCCAGGAGAAGAGCUGUGAGGGUCAGCCAGUGGUGCCCCGGGCUCUCCAUGGUAGCCACCUGGGCCAGGAGCGACAGGCAGGCCAGAACCACAGUGCUCUUCAGCGGCUCAUGAGUUCCCGGGCCCUAGAACAGCUGACCUCACAACCGGGAGGGGCUGUAUCACGUCACUCUGACAUCACCUGCACCCCAUCUCGGCAGGAGCGCCACCGUGUCUCCAGCUACUCUGCUGAAGCACUCAUUGGGAAAUCCACCUCCAGUGUUGACCAACGCAUGGGGAUACCCUUGCAGGCAGCACGUGCACCACAGGAUCAGGCCGACCUACAUACCUACCUAGAUGCUUCCAGGGGGAAAGGCCACAACCCCCAGGGCCAUUCAGGGCCCCUGAAUGUCUCAUGUGGCUCUACAGGGCAGCACCAGCUUGGAAGCUUUGAGGUGCAGGUGUCCCGUGAAAGCGAAAUGACCCAUAAACCCACACCCCCAUCCCACAGGGGCCUGCAGACACAGGGCAUCAGGAUGGGGCUGGGCUCAGGGGUGGAGCGGCAGCCACGGGGGGCGUUUCCUGGAGCACAGGGUGUGCCCAUGGGGUCGGGGCAACGGGAGCAUGAGAGUUGUCACCAGAGCUUUAUGCAGAGUCUCCUGGCGCCCCACUUGUCUGAGCAAGUAGGCCACCAAAGUGUGGCACAGUGCUGUCCCCCAGUCAGCAUGGAGUAUAGCUGUGGGUCUGGUGGAUCAAGCACAGACCUGCAGGCUAAGGCAGGCAGUCCCAGUAUGCCCCCCGCACAGAAAACUCCCAACAUGCACAUAAGCGAGGGGAACAAGGGCCAUCUCAACCCCCAGGUUGGAACCAACAUGCAAUUACCUGGAGUACGAGGAGGGCUCCCCCCUCACCCCACCACACCCCAGAGUAACUCUGAACCGGGACGUGCCCCUGCACGCCCUGUCAACUCUGUUAAUCAGCGUGCUCGCCACCCAGCCCAGGACGUCCAGGGUACCAAAAUGCGCCCUGGGGACCGAGGAAGGUCUGGAACACUGCGUUCUGGAAACUCCUUCGAGCCUGACGGGCAGCCCUCCUUGCCAACAGGUGGUGGCAUGCUGUUGGGACGGCAACAGACUGGUGGAGAGGUGAAGCGUGGCAGCAUUGUGCGCUUCAUGGCUGAUGGUGCCCAGGUUAGUGGGGACAACCUGGUGUCUGAUCAACACCUGACCCAGAACUUUGGCUUCUCCUUCAUCCCCGAGGGAGGAGGGAUGAACCCCCCAACCAUCAAUGCAAGUCCCUCCUUUAUUCCGCCUGUAACCCAACCCAGUGCAGCCCGCACACCUGCCAUCCUGCCUGUUGAGGCCCAGAACACCCUGCCCUCGUUCUACCCCUCCUACUCCCCCGCAGCCCACCCCAGCCUUCCAAGCGACAUUCCCCUGCAGUACUUUUCUAAUCAGAUGUUCACCAGCCCCAGUGCGGACAAGAGCAGCAGCACACCCCUCAACAACCGCUUUGGUUCCAUCCUAUCCCCACCGCGGCCUGUGGGUUUCACUCAGGCCAGUUUCCCCUUGCUCCCUGACAUGCCUCCCAUGCCGAUCGCAAACUCCUCUAGUAUAACUCCUCACCUGUCCAACUUCAACCUGACCUCACUCUUCCCCGAGAUUGCAACAGCAAUGCCCCCUGAUGGCACGGCCAUGCCCAUGUCCCCCCUGCUGUCCCUCACCAACACUUCUUCAGCUGAUUCCAGCAAGCAGCCCAACCGGCCUGCCCACAAUAUUAGCCACAUACUGGGGCAUGAUGGAAGUUCUGCUGUGUGAUCCCUCCCUGCCCCCCUCACUGUGCAUCUUGCCACAACAGAGGUGAUACUGAUUCUUCAGUCUCCAGAGAAAGACUCAGGACAGGUUAACUGCUCAGCGGUGCCACAUUGACCAUAAUACAAAGUAAUGACUUGGUAACUGAUACCAUGGUAACCUAGGUCAUAACAUUGCACUUCUGACCUCUUUUGUGAUGACAUGUAAGCUGCUGUCACUUGUGUAUUUAUAGGUCUUUGUACAGCUGAGAAUGGCUCUCAGUUGGUUUGUGAUCUGGAAUAUGGCCUGGCUUUGUACUGUUGACUUUGUACUUUUUGACUUCUCAAAGAUGACUCCCCAAGGAUAAGGACAAAAGCACAAAACUGAGACUGUUUUAGCAGAUCUAUAAUGCUAUCAGAGUGAAUUUUAAAUACAUUUUCCGCUGGAGGUAAAUAUUUAUUUCUAAGAACUGUCAUAUGUCGAUGUGUAAAUGUGUAAAAAGUUUAUUAUUAAAGGUUUUUAUAAUUUAAAAUGAA
Molecule: messenger RNA, 7040 nt
Organism: Conger conger (European conger)
Lineage: Eukaryota; Metazoa; Chordata; Actinopteri; Anguilliformes; Congridae
Product: basic helix-loop-helix domain-containing protein USF3
Exons: 8
Coding region: 169-6531 (2120 amino acids)
Molecular function (GO): protein dimerization activity
Source: RefSeq, a predicted model, not a curated record